Molecule: messenger RNA, 1763 nt
Organism: Mytilus californianus (California mussel)
Lineage: Eukaryota; Metazoa; Mollusca; Bivalvia; Mytilida; Mytilidae
Exons: 6
Coding region: 97-1638 (513 amino acids)
Source: RefSeq, a predicted model, not a curated record
CCGGAAAAAGUUUGUGAUCGAGUCUUGUUCUUGUCUAACUAGUUCUUGACUGUUGGAAAUUAAUAUAUAUACAUAUUUCGUUUACAAAAGGAAAUAAUGAGUACAAUAUUGAUGAUUGCCCUGCUCGGUUUGUUCGGUGUUGUGCUUGGUUUACCUGGUCCUACCAACGUUUCUAAGAAAGAUUUUGAUAAAACAAGGACUGUCAGCACACUUAAAGGUCAAAUCAACACCAUACACGGCAAUUUGAAACAACUUGAUGAAGAUAUACUUACAAUGAAAGAUGAUUCUAAAGAUUGUCAGGAGCUAAGAAUCAAAACCCCGAACCUUUAUAAAUAUAAACUUUUGUCAAACAAUGGAAUUGUUAUUGGAAAUCCAGUUCGUGAUAGUAUUACGUUCAAAGUGAAAGCCGACAACGAUGCACACAUUGCUUUGAUGUCUUCAAAUAAUGAAAACGAUCCUCUUUAUGAGAUAGUAUUGGGUGGUUGGGGUAACACACAGUCGGUCAUCCGUGACAGGAAACAGGGCGGUCAUUUGGCAUUGCAUCGUGGACGAGUGCUCAAUUCAAAUGAAUAUAGGACAUUUACCAUUAAAUGGAACAAUGGACGUAUUAGAGUAGAAAACGAAUUGAAAAAGAAACUCAUGGAAUGGACUGAUACCACAAACCCAUAUAAAAUCAGAAAUGUUGGAGUUUCUACAGGAUGGGGUUCGACUGGUUAUUGGUCAUUUCCAUGUCCAGAUUGUCAGGGACCAAUAAUAAAAACCCCGAACCUUUAUAAAUACAUACUUCUGUCAGACAAUGGCAUUGAUAUGGGAAAUCCAGUUCGCGAAAGUAUUAGGUUCAAAGUUAAAGCCCACAACGAUGCACACGUUGCUUUGAUGUCUUCAGAUAAUGAAAACGAUCCUCUUUAUGAGAUAGUAUUGGGUGGUUGGGGUAACUCACAGUCGGUCAUCCGUGACAGGAAACAGGGUGAUCAUUUGGCAUUGCAUCGUGGACGAGUGCUCAAUUCAAAUGAAUAUAGGACAUUUACCAUUACAUGGAACAAUGGACGUAUUAGAGUAGAAGACGAAUUGGAAAAGAAACUCAUGGAAUGCACUGAUACCACAAACCCAUAUACAAUCAGGAAUGUUGGAGUUUCUACAGGAUGGGGUUCGAUUGGAUUGUGGUCAUUCCCAUGUCCAGAUUGUCAGGGACCAAUAAUAAAAACCCCGAACCUUUAUAAAUACAUACUUCUGGCAGACAAUGGCAUUGAUAUGGGAAAUCCAGUUCGCGAAAGUAUUAGGUUCAAAGUUAAAGCCCACAACGAUGCACACGUUGCUUUGAUGUCUUCAAAUAAUGAAAACGAUCCUCUUUAUGAGAUAGUAUUGGGUGGUUGGGGUAACUCACAGUCGGUUAUCCGUGACAGGAAACAGGGUGGUCAUUUGGCAUUGCAUCGUGGACGAGUGCUCAAUUCAAAUGAAUAUAGGACAUUUACGAUUAAAUGGAGCAAUGGACGUAUUAGAGUAGAAGACGAAUUGGAAAAGAAACUCAUGGAAUGGACUGAUACAACAAACCCAUAUAAAAUCAUGAAUGUUGGAGUUUCUACAGGAUGGGGUUCGAUUGGAUUAUGGUCAUUCCCAUGUCCAGCUACUGAAACAUAGUAAGAAGAACCGGUAUGACACGACCACGAAAACUACUGUAGAAGAACUUUGAUAUCAGGAUCAUUUUUCACCGAACAUAAUCAGAUGUACAAAUUUGUUGAAGAAUAAUUUCUUUUGCAACAGUA